UGAACAUUCAUUGCGAUUACUUCCUCCCUCGAGUGGCUCUAACCGAAACGAGGGGAGACUUCUUCAAACGAAACUGCUGAUUGUGUCCGGUAUUCGUGCACUCUUGUCCAGCACUCAGCUGAUAUGCAGGUCCUGGUGAUCCUGUUUCCGCUAGUGGCGGUCCUAGCAUCAGCGCGACCCCAGCAGAGUUCAGGCUACGACUACAGCGCUCCUCAAGCUGGAGGAGUCACCGAUGUUUUUGAAAGCCAACGUCAACCUGCAACCUCAACGAGACAGCGACCCAACGCUUUCCAGCAACAACGACCAUCUCUCGAAAUUGGCUUCCAGCCAGGGCUUGCUUCAGGCUUGGGAUCGCAAGAAUUUGUUCGUAAUCCGGGAACGACUUUUGAUUCGAGCGCUGAAUCGCAGAUUGGGUUGAGGAAGCCGGGGCCAGGAGGCAGUUUCGUACCAGAUCUCCCAGGACGUGGUCAACCACAGCAAGCGAUCUCUGGCUCUACAGGACCAUUUGAAAACGUAAAUGUGGUGCCUAACCAAUUUCAAGUCGGUCUGUCAAGUGGAGAAAUCGGUUUCGGAAGCAGAGAGUUCACCCAAGCCAACGUGAGAGGUCAAUCGGGAGUUGGAUUAUCUUCAAGAGAAAGGAUCACUCCCACUCAGGGAUUGUCCUCUGGAUCGUUUACGGGCACUCAGUCUCUGCAGACACCCGCUGAACAAGUCCGUGGUUUUUCAAAUCAACAACAGAGACGUCCUGGGUCACAAGAAGUAUUUAUAGGACAACAACAACGUGGUCAAUUUGACGUUGGAACUGGGCUCACCAGCCAGCCAGGACAAGCCGGGGCAUCUCAAACAGUCGGCUUCGACGGACCAAUUCAACAACCCGGGCAAGCCUCGGCACUAACCGGGAUUGCUGGCCCUGUUCAAGAUCAGUUCGGAAGGCAAACACCUGGAGUUUUCCAGCAAGGAGGUCAUAACCAGCAAGUUGCCGGAGUCCGAGGUGGGCAACCUGACAUCGAGACGCAUGCACAGUACAAUUUCAAAUGGGACGUCAACGACCCUGAAUCUGGAAACUUCUACGGGCACCAAGAGGAGCGCGACGGAGCGUUAACUCGGGGCAGAUACUACGUUACGUUACCGGACACGAGGGUUAUGACGGUCGACUACUAUGCCGAUGAAACUGGGUAUCAUCCCACCAUUACCUUUGAAGGAGAAGCUCAACAAUUCAUCCCUACACGGCAAGCAGCAACUCAAGUUCAAGGAAUUAAUGCUGGAGGUCCCAUCUCUACUGGAUCAAGAAGACCAAGCCCAGCACAAGCGUCACAAGAAGUUGGAUUGCACGGUUCGUCUUUGGAAUUGCCGGGAUCAGUUCAGGGUGUAGGGAUACCGGCUGCAGGAUCUGUUUCGGGGCAGACUUUUGGAAACCGACGUCAGGAGGGUCAGGAACUCGGAGUACAGCCUCAGCAGGGCCAGACUUUCGUUGGCCAGCCUCAGCAGGCCCAAUUGUUUGGAGGACAGCCUCAGCAGGGCCAGAAUUUCAUUGGCCAACCUCAGCAGGCCCAAUUGUUAGGAGGACAGCCUCAGCAAGGCCAACCUAUUGGAGGCCUGCCUCAGCAGGCCCAAUUGUUUGGAGGACAGCCUCAGCAGGGCCAAUUGUUUGGAGGACAGCCUCAGCAGGGCCAAUUGUUUGGAGGACAGCCUCAACAGGGCCAGACUAUUGGAGGCCAGCCUCAGGAGGCCCAAUUGUUUGGAGGACAGCCUCAGCAAGGCCAAGCUUUCAGAGGUCAAAUAGAGCAGGGCCAGACGUUUGGUGGCCAGCCUCAGCAGGGUCAGACUUUUGGAAGACAGCCCCAACAGGGACUAACUAUCCCGGUUCAGCAACCACAAAUUCCGUUAACUCAGACUUCAUCCGCCCCGUCAUUUGGCUCUGAACAGCAGCUAGGAGCCUUACCGGGAUCGCGAAUUCCUGGGUUCAAUUCAGCCGAACGGGUUCAACAGGUCGGAUUUCCAGGACUCCAAAUAGCACAGAGAGGUCAAGCUCCAGCAAUUCAGCAGCAAACCCGAUUAUAUCAAACCCCGCUGCAAGGAACACCUCAAGAAGGAGCCCAACAGAGCGUAGGAGUCGGUGCUCCUCGUGAGACUUUCCAAGCGCCUGCACCAACAGCGACAAUUGGUCAAAAUCUACGAGCGUCUGGAGAGUUUUUGGGCUCUCAAGAGCGGGGGUUCAUCCAACAACCUGGGCAAGGACUCGGCCAAAAUCCCGUGCAAGGAAUCGGUCAACAACCUGGACAGGGAUUCAUUGAGCAACCUGGACAGGGAUUCAUUGAGCAACCUGGACAAGGAUUCACCCAACAACCUGGACAAGGACUCGGUCAACAAACUAAUCAAGGCUUCGGACAACAACCUAAUCAAGGCUUCGGACAACAACCUAAUCAAGGCAUCGGACAACUACCAAGUCAAGGAUCAGGCGAGCAGCAAAACCAGAUUUUCCCGAACCAAGGAUUUAUUUCGUCUUCUGAACAGUCAGGAUUGAAAGGUUUUGUUCCUCAGAGUCCCGUAACCAGAAUUCCUUCUCAGACUCCUCAGCGUCCUGUCAUUCAGCGACCAACUCAGUUAUACGGCACGCCGCAGGCAUGAUCUAUCAAUAUUUGCUUGGCAAAUAUUAAUCAUAAGAAUUCCCGAUAAAACUAUCCGAAAUAACUUGUUGAAGGCAUCAAGGUUUGGCCUCCGAAGAAUCCCGGUAUAAAAUUUAUGUUCGAAAUUCUACGCAUACUUCCAGGCCUAUUUUAUUAAUAUAGGCAGGUUACCCAUUAAUGCCCAAUUGAUUUCUCUUCGACGAAACAAUGGUUUUGGAGUGAAAUGCAUCAGAGACUCGCUUCAAGUAAAUUUCUUUGGAUGACUGAUUCAACGAACGAAUGAAUUUCGAGGCACUACGAGACGACCGUCGAAUAAUGGUUAACAUUGCGAAUUGAUAUAAGUUUUUAUUUUAACUCGCUUCUGAAUCUUAGCCAUGAAACAGAAUUUAUAUUUUUAUAUCGUGCAGAAUUAGGUUAAAAUUAAAAUAAAAUUUUAUAUCCUAAAAGAUUUGAAUAAAUUUUCAAACCAAUCCAAAACGUAAUCUGGACAGGUAUGGAAAGUACGAAUGUUUUAUCAACAGAGAAUCAAUAAUUGUAAGUUGUGAUUUUAAUAUGAUCUCCACGAUAUAUUCGUGACUAGUAUACAUAGCACGACAGAAUUAUGAGAGUAAAUCACUAACAAUAUAAUGAUUCCAAGUACACGGUGUUAAUAUCCGAUUUUAUUUUUGAUAUUAACUGGAAAUUAAAUUACUUUUUAGCAAAAGAAUGACAUAAAAGUUUGUGGCAAUCACAAUUUUCGAAAUUUUUUUCGAAUUCUAUGUGGAACACGUGUGAUGAUUAAUUACGGAAAGAAUUUAUUACACAUAAGCGCAAUGUUUAUUAGUAAAAUCAUUUACUAUAUAA
Messenger RNA from Hyalella azteca, 3470 nucleotides. RefSeq names its product glutenin, high molecular weight subunit DX5-like. NCBI's taxonomy places the organism in Eukaryota, Metazoa, Arthropoda, Malacostraca, Amphipoda, Hyalellidae. The coding region runs from base 124 to 2628 and encodes 834 amino acids. The transcript is spliced from 3 exons. Gene Ontology annotation, cellular component: extracellular matrix. The record is from RefSeq and is a predicted model, not a curated record.